AGGAACCUAUUUCGGGCGUACAGUGCAGGUGGCGGGCACACUGGACCGCUCCGAGGCCAGGCUUUUUCUCUGGUAUGGACCACCCAGAUGGGGCGCUCCGGGCCCCGCCCCGUCUGGCCUAGCCAGGCCUGCCCGAGUCCCGCAAACUGCAGGCAGGCUAGCGGGCGGACCCCAUGCCCACGUCCUGCCGCCAGCCCGCCAAGGAUCCGGGGAUGGGUAGACGCCACCCAGCCCGUUCCGGAGUCAGCACUGGGUCUCAACGAGGCCGGGUGACGCUCCAGAAUGGGAGACAAGCCAAUUUGGGAGCAGAUUGGAUCCAGCUUCAUUCAACAUUACUACCAGUUAUUUGAUAAUGACAGAACUCAACUAGGCGCAAUUUAUAUUGAUGCAUCAUGCCUUACGUGGGAAGGACAGCAAUUCCAGGGGAAAGCUGCCAUUGUGGAGAAAUUGUCUAGCCUUCCAUUCCAGAAAAUCCAGCACAGCAUCACGGCGCAGGACCAUCAGCCCACACCAGACAGCUGCAUCAUCAGCAUGGUUGUGGGCCAGCUCAAGGCCGAUGAAGACCCCAUCAUGGGGUUCCACCAGAUGUUCCUAUUAAAGAACAUCAACGAUGCUUGGGUUUGCACCAAUGACAUGUUCAGGCUUGCCCUGCACAACUUUGGCUGACCUCCUCCCAGCCAGGCACUCAUGCUGUUUCCUCCUCCCUCCUCUUCCCGAUACUAUUCACACUCCUCCAGAUGCUCCAAAUAUCAUUCACAAAUGAGCAGGGCCGCGGUGGGCGUGGGCGCAGUGCGCUGCUGCUACCGAGGUGUUGUGCAUGAUGUUUGGACGCUAGACUAGUUGCAUCUGACAGGAGAAGUUUGUGUUGUACCAGCGCAUGCCUUGGAAAGACUUAAGUAAUGCAAAAGGUUGUCUUUUUUUUUUUUUUUUUUUUUUUUUAAUCUACUGACAAGUUGCUCUAGUAACCCAAAGAAGUGAAGGAGAAAGCAGCUGCCUCACCGCCCAGAUAUUGAUUUGUUCAGAUGUUUCAAUGCCUCAUGAUACAAUAAAACCACGAAAAUUUUCUUAACAGUUUAAA
Dama dama (fallow deer) is the source of this 1078-nucleotide messenger RNA. It is a transcript of the gene NUTF2, whose product is annotated as nuclear transport factor 2. The coding region runs from base 283 to 666 and encodes 127 amino acids. NCBI's taxonomy places the organism in Eukaryota, Metazoa, Chordata, Mammalia, Artiodactyla, Cervidae. Gene Ontology annotation, cellular component: nuclear pore central transport channel. The record is from RefSeq and is a predicted model, not a curated record. Gene Ontology annotation, biological process: protein import into nucleus. The transcript has 5 exons.